AUGGCUGGGGUUAUUCAGAUCAGCAAACCUCACGCACGGCCUGUCGGUGCCCGCAACAUCACAUCCUGUGCAGGCCAGUGCCCGACGGGGUACUACUCCAGUGACGGGUUUAAGCCCUGCCAGCCGUGCCCGCAGGGCUCCUACCAGCCUGACCCGGGCCGAACGCUCUGCUUCCCCUGUGGAGGGGGGCUGAGCACCAAACGCGAAGGGGCCAGCUCCUUCCACGACUGUGAGGCCAAAGUCCAGUGCUCUCCUGGGCAUUACUACAACACCACGGUUCAUUGGUGCAUUCGCUGCCCUCUUGGCACAUACCAGACUGAGUUCCAGCAGAACUACUGCAUCUCCACCCCUGGCAACAUCACUACCAAAUUCGAUGGAGCCACCUCUGUCUCCCAGUGCAAGAAUAGGGAGUGUGGGGGAGAGAUGGGCGAGUUUACUGGCUAUAUUGAGUCGCCCAACUAUCCAGGAAACUACCCCGCCAACGUGGAAUGCACCUGGAACAUCAACCCCCCGCCAAAACGCAAGAUUCUCAUCGUAGUGCCCGAGAUAUUCCUGCCCUCAGAGGAUGAGUGUGGAGACGUACUGGUCAUGAGGAAGAACUAGGACUAUGAACAGCUGGUGGAAAACAUUGUGAGGGAUGGAAGACUCUACGCCUCUGAAAAUCACCAAGAAAUCCUCAAGGACAAAAAGUUGAUAAAGACCCUGUUCGAUGUGCUGGCCCACCCACUCAACUACUUCAAAUACACGACCAGGGAGUCCAACGAGAUGCUGCCCCGCUCCUUCAUACGCCUCAUCAGCAGCAAAGUCUCAGAAUUCCUGCGGCCAUACAAGUAGUCCCCGGGCCCCGCCCUCCCCCAACGCCACCAGGCCCCGCCCCAUACCUGCAGGGCUCCUAGCAACAAGACAACACGGAACUUUUACUUUCUCCAGCGGCUUUGAAAACAUACUUCACUAUGCAGACUUUCAUGUUUGGCUUUGUUUUUUGUUUUUUUUCUCCCGCUCCUCCCUCCCUCCAAUCUGCCACUCACAGCAGAGCUUCGCCCAUCAAAAUCACAUCACACGUAGACUUGGUUAGACUUUUGCGUCCCGUAUGAAUAUUUGUGUUUAUAUGUUGUUUGUCUGUUUGUUUUUGUUUUCAUUAUUUUUCCUUCCUGAGAAGAACCCCCCCCCCCCCCCACUGAGCAUUUGGCUGCUAUUUGCAGAUGGGUCCACUGUCCCAAUAAUCUCUUAUUACAGUAAUAAGGGAAUAUUAAACAUUUCAAAAGAAAUGUCUUGCUUAGCCAGGGUGAGGGAGAAGCAAAGUGCUUUUCUUUUCAUUGAACAUUUAGGAAUACUCUGCCAACCAAGCAGUGAUGAAUUAUUAUGAAUUAUGAAUAUUAAGAGAUGAAUGUAGUGGCCAUUUGGUAAGCCCUAUGAAUGGGAUCUACACCUGGCAAGUGAGAACAGGCCUCCCUAAAAGAGUGGCUUAUUAUGGAUAUACAGCCACCAGUUUCAGCCCAGCUCCAGCUCUUACCAAAUCCCAGCUCAUUUAUCCUUUAAUAAUUUUACAACAUUCUAUGACCUCUACCAUUCUCUCCUAAAGUAGGGUCUUUUUUUCAUUUCAUAGCAUUCAAAACCAAAUGUUACGAGCUCUUAGAGCAAUUUUCUUAUUAAGAUAUUGCUGUUAAAACAGUUGAUUUCUUGUAUCUGUUCGGUUCGUUUGUGUUGUAUUAUUGUCUGUUGCUUACUUUUAGAACAAUUAUUUUAUAUUCCAAUUAACUAACUUAUCAAAGCGAAAAAAUAUAGGAUUGUUCUUUUUUGUUUGUUUUUUUUCGAACAUAAAAUGAGAAAAUCUUUGGGAAAAGAAAACAGAGCUGUAUGUGUGGGAGCAGUGCUGUCAUAGCACUCCACACUGUGAAAGAGGCCGAGAGACGUCUUUGCUGCUCGCUCCGAAAGGUCACUUUAAAACUUCGAUCUCGUCUUUUGACCUUGCGUUUUAGCCUCCUUCCCUCAGGAGGACCCCCCCCCCCCCCCCCCCCCUCCUGUUUCUUCACGAGGAAAAAAGCAUCGUUGUUAUAAAAGGCUGCAUUUAAAGUGGCGAUUAAAGGAUAGACCGGAUUCUGGCACACGUACGCAGGUCAGUUAUCGAGGACGGUCAAGCUACGAUCCCAGGACCGUGAUAACGAGUUUAUUUUGCGUGCUGAGAAAGGAAGCUCUUUCUAUGGUAAACCGGUUUCGUUGUUUUCAGUGAAUGUUGUAAUUGACCAACGGACUUAGACGAGGGUUGUGCCCGAGGGUUGACUUCCCCGGAGCACGACCCUAAACUACGUACUGCCCUCCUUGCCCCCCUCACUCCCUAAUUCCAAAGACAUAACUUCUCCCCUUCCCUAUAUCUCAAAAAUAGUCUGUCCCGUUAAAGCCAGCUCUUCCAAAGACUGCCCCCCAUGGCAGGACAAAUGAUUAUCUUGUGCACUAGAUCAAGACUUGUCACCCUACCUUUGUUGUAUGUGCAAUGAAUUUAGUCUCCAUAUGUCCUUUUCUGUGCAUAAAAAAACCAAGAACAAUAUUUAAAACUGCCAAAACUGUAUAAUGGAAUGUCUUAAUUUUAUGUUUUGAAAGAAUUUAUUCUUAGGAGUAAUUAUAAGAUAUAGUGACUAGUUUUUGAUUUUGCCUUUUAAAAAAGAAAAGAAAUCUUGCAUCCCUUACACUGAAAUUCACAAAAAAGAUUGAAUAAUCAACAAUGUGUACAUAAAUGUAUUUCUGAAUCGACACCAGUUAUAUUUUGAGAACGACUCCCUCUGUAAUUGUUUUUGAGAUGCCCUUUGAACAGAACAUUGAUUUCUGUACUUGUUCAGUAUUUGCUUUCUCACUUUCAGGAGUCAGUUUGUACUUUACGCCAGAUCGUUGUUUUCAUUGUGAAUACAGAAGAUGUAACUCUGGGUGGUGCACAGGUACAACUACAUCACCAGCCAGUGAUCCGUGUAAUAAUUGGUGGUUCAAAGACAAAAAAAGGCAAGGAUGUUGGACUCCUGGACAGACAUUUCAGUAGAGGCACAGAUGGUUGUCCUUGUCAUGCUCACCCAUUAGCAGAGAAGCUAUAGUAGGAAUGCCAUUGAUGUAUUCUUUUGAAUGUUCAAAAGGCCAACCUUCAAGUUUUCUUGUUGCCUCCAGUAUUUAUAUCUGCUUUGUUUUUGGUUAUUUCUUCCUACAUAUCACCAUUCAACAACC
This is a messenger RNA of Anguilla anguilla (European eel), 3207 nucleotides long. Its product is annotated as signal peptide, CUB and EGF-like domain-containing protein 3. The transcript has 7 exons. The record is from RefSeq and is a predicted model, not a curated record. The coding region runs from base 1 to 603 and encodes 200 amino acids. Lineage: Eukaryota; Metazoa; Chordata; Actinopteri; Anguilliformes; Anguillidae. Gene Ontology annotation, cellular component: cell surface. Gene Ontology annotation, biological process: signal transduction.